Messenger RNA from Artibeus jamaicensis (Jamaican fruit-eating bat), 1054 nucleotides. It is a transcript of the gene CBX7, whose product is annotated as chromobox 7. Gene Ontology annotation, biological process: negative regulation of transcription by RNA polymerase II. Gene Ontology annotation, cellular component: PRC1 complex. The coding region runs from base 233 to 988 and encodes 251 amino acids. The transcript has 6 exons. NCBI's taxonomy places the organism in Eukaryota, Metazoa, Chordata, Mammalia, Chiroptera, Phyllostomidae. The record is from RefSeq and is a predicted model, not a curated record.
CGCGCCUGGGCGCUCGCUCGCUCGCGCUGAGGAAAACGUUGCGCAGGUUCAUAAAUGGAACGUCGGCGGCGUGAGGGAGCGCGAGGGGGUGUGCGCGCGUGCGCGUGCGCGUGCGCGCCCGGGCGAGGGUGACGGGGUCCCGGCCGCCCCGAGCAUCGCGCGCCGCAACCGCGGCCCCGCAGCUCCGCCCCCGGCCUGGCCCGGCCCCGGGCCCGCUCGUCCACCGCCCCCCAUGGAGCUGUCAGCCAUCGGCGAGCAGGUGUUCGCUGUGGAGAGCAUCCGGAAGAAGCGCGUGCGGAAGGGCAAAGUGGAAUACCUGGUGAAGUGGAAAGGAUGGCCCCCAAAGUACAGCACGUGGGAGCCAGAAGAGCACAUCCUGGACCCCCGCCUGGUCAUGGCCUAUGAGGAGAAGGAGGAGAGAGACCGAGCGUCGGGGUACAGGAAGAGAGGCCCGAAACCCAAGCGGCUCCUGCUGCAGCGGCUGUACAGCAUGGACCUGCGGAGCUCCCACAAGGCCAAGGGCAAGGAGAAGCUCUGCUUCUCCCUGGCGCGCCCACUCGGCAGCGGGAGCCCCGAGGGGGUGGUCAAGGCGGGGGCGCCUGAGCUGGUGGACAAGGGCCCCUUGGUGCCCACCCUGCCUUUCCCGCUCCGCAAGCCGCGCAAGGCCCACAAGUACCUGCGGCUCUCACGCAAGAAGUUCCCGCCCCGCGGGCCCAACCUGGAGAGUCACAGCCAUCCACGGGAGCUCUUCCUGCAGGAGUCACCGGCCCCGGACGCCCUGCAGGCAGCCAGCGAGUGGGAGCCUGCUGAGCAGCCCCCUGGAGAGGAGGCAGAAGCAGACGUGGCCGAGGGGCCCCCUCCCUGGACACCUGUGCUCCCCACAAGUGAAGUGACAGUGACUGAUAUCACCGCCAACUCCAUCACCGUCACCUUCCGUGAGGCCCAGGCGGCUGAGGGCUUCUUCCGAGACCGCAGCGGGAAGUUCUGAACCACCAUUUUUACUUUUCUUAAACUGUUUUUUGGGGGGCUUGGGGUGGGGACUUCCAGAGAUGGG